Molecule: messenger RNA, 1272 nt
Organism: Naegleria lovaniensis
Lineage: Eukaryota; Heterolobosea; Eutetramitea; Acrasida; Naegleriidae
Exons: 1
Coding region: 1-1272 (423 amino acids)
Source: RefSeq, a predicted model, not a curated record
AUGAUCAGCACUCCUCAGCAUCCAAGCCAGUCAGCAGCCACUACAACAACGCCUCAGUCCCUCAAUCUCAUGAACCCAACGACACCGCAACAACGAAUCACCAUUGAAAAGCUCCUUCUCAUUCCACCAGAAAGUGUUCAAUCGCGCAAUCCAAAACUCUACGAUUUACUGAUCCAACUCAGAAGACAAUAUUUGUGGCAAGCGGUUACGACUCCAGUGGUUACAACAACCACGACAGCAACAAAUAAUAAGGAUUGUGGCAUGCAUCCUUUAGAGAAGAUGAAACAAGAAGAUGCCAUGGUCUUUGCUUCUCACAUUGAUGAAAUUUGUAACUGUGUCAACAAUUUGUUGGACGAACUCAAUGAAGAAGAAUACGAGCUGGGUAGUACAGUUGGAUACAGAGCUAGAUGGUUACAGGAAGAGGAGCUGAAAGUAAGAGCAAAAGUGAACGCUAUUGCUGCUCCUAACGACGAAUCUGAAAUGCUCGAUCCUAUGCAUGAAGAUGAAGAGUUUGAAGAAGAUGUAGAAGAUGUUGAAGAAGAAGAAGGUAUUGAAGGAGGAGAUGAAGACCAUCAUGUCAUCAGCAACCCUACCUCUGUCACCUCUUCAGAAUGUGUUGAAACUCAUGGUACCAACACAGAACAUCUCGGUUUAUCCACAUCUUCUGCUCCAGUAGUUGCCAGUGCUGAGCAAAGCAGCACCCCUGAGCAGCAACAAGAUGAAUAUGAUGAAGAAGAUUCUGAAAUGAUUGACAAUGAAGAAACAGAAUCAUCAUCUUUAUCAAACAACAUUAACGCACAGUCUCAAGACGGCUCUAGCUCAAAACUCCAAGAUUUCUUCCGUCAACUUGAAACUGUAGAACCCAUUCCAAAUGGUAAACUUUCCUUCUUCCAGAAUCAUCAUUUGGUGGUUGGAAAAUUUGACAGACAAGCUCUUGUGCAAAAUAACAUUCUCUCAUGCACUGUUAUGAAGAAGAGUACACUCAACGUUGUGGUACACAGAAGAUGUACUCGUCUCAGAAACGAUACAGAUGUAAACUCUAGAUUCACUCCUUUUGAUGCAACAAGUGGUAACUAUCAUGACAGAAGAAUACUUAAAAAACAAGCAUUGGCCAAGUCAGUUGUUCGUUUUGCCAAAGUGAAAGUCGAUUUUGGAUCCAUUGUGGAACAAGUUCUGCAGUCACAAAACCAACACUCACUUCCUUUCUCAGCAAAUCUUUUGAGUGCUUUAGGAACCUUUUCAACCUCUAAUUCUACCCAAUCGCAGCAAUAA